This is a messenger RNA of Salvia splendens (bonfire salvia), 1266 nucleotides long. RefSeq lists its product as uncharacterized. The record is from RefSeq and is a predicted model, not a curated record. The transcript is spliced from 2 exons. Bases 1 to 1266 code for a protein of 421 amino acids. Lineage: Eukaryota; Viridiplantae; Streptophyta; Magnoliopsida; Lamiales; Lamiaceae.
AUGAGGAAAGAGAUGGGAGAGUCCUCCAAGGGAGAUUCCAGCAACACGGUCAAACAAGUGAAGCCUUUUCCCUACCGAGGGGAGGCCAAGAAGAAUAAAGAUGAUCCAGUAGACUUCAUGGAAAUCUUCGGCAAGCUGGAAAUCAAUAUGCCUUUUCUCCAGGCCUUUAAGCUGCCUAUUUUCAGUAAAUUCAUCAAGGAGUUUAUCGCCGGGAAGACCAAACCCAAUGGCAAAAUAGUGAUCGGAGAAACUGUGUCAGCAGUGAUUCAGAAGCGGAGGAUGCCGUCGAAACGCAUUGACCGAGGUAUGUUCACUCUUCCCAUUUCAAUCGGGAACAUUAGAGUUGAGCAUGCUAUGAGUGACCUAGGAGCAUCAAUAAAUGUUUUACCGCUUUCCAUCUAUAAGAAACUGGAAGGAGUAAUCCAGUUAGCGGAUAGGUCAUGCAUUAGUCCAGAAGGCGUGUUGGAAAACGUUAUAGUUAAGGUGCAUGAUUUCUUGUAUCCAGCUAAUUUCCAUGUGAUUAAGUUGAGUGAAUAUGAGUCUGCUGAGUGUAGCGGAGUACUUUUAGGUAGACCAUUUCUACGCACCGCUAAGAACAUAAUUGAUGUGUUUGAUGGAACGAUAUGUCUGGAUUAUCAUGGGGAGAAAUUCACUUUUAACAUUGAUGAAGCAAUGGAACAAAUUGACAAUUCUGAGUUAAGCCAAUCUAUUGAUAGAGAGGUAGCAGGAUGGUGUGAGGCCAUGAACACUAUGAAGUUGAAGGAUGAAGAGCUGGCAGAGGCGAUUGUAGAAUUCUGUAAGAAUUCUGAAUCCGCCGGGUCAAGGAGAUCAGCCCAUGCGACUAGUUUGGAAAAAUUGCCAGGGUCUGAAGGAUUAAUCACCAAAGAAAUGGAAAAGAAUCCACUGCCCCAGGAAACAAGUUCACCAAAAAAGGAGUUGAAGACACUUCCAUCCGGUCUAAAGUAUGCUUAUUUGGAGGAGAACGAGACGUUCCCGGUAAUCGUCAACAACAACUUGACCCAGGAACAGGAAAAUGAGUCACUGGAAGUGAUUAGAAGAAAGAAGAAAGCUAUAGGGUGGACUCUAUCGGACUUAGUGGGAAUCAGUCCUGGCCUUUGUAUGCAUCAGAUUCGCUUGGAGGAAAGAGCAAAGGCCUACCGGGAUCCACAAAGGAAACUGAACCCAAACAGGAGGGAGGAAGUCUUGAAGGAAAUUAUGAAACUACUGUCCUUGGGAAUCAUCUAUUCGAUCCCAGACAGUGAGUGA